CCCAGGCAUACCACUGCGAUUGGAGGACAAGUUGAUCCCAACAAUAGCGUUUUAGCGCAAAGGAAUUAUGUUUAUCAACACAGCUAUUUACUAGAUUCUUGUUCAGGAUUUUCAGGGGUGGCUUCAACAAUUUCUCUCAAUCGUAGAGGUCUUGGCGCUGGUAGGCAGGUAUAUAAAGCACAUAAAGUACCUCUAGCUAUACCCACUUGUGCUUUCAGGUAUCCUACCAGGUUCAAGGGAGUUCACUAUUCCAAUCGCGAAGGUAAGAGUAGUAGGAGACAUGUCCCAUAGUCAGACUGAACCACUCCUAACCUUCAAUCAUGCCUUCAUGUCUCCCCUCGGUCAAUGCUCUCUGAGGUCGGUAGCUUUCCCUAUGAUCUGGAUGCUUUCAUUACCCUCUGGCCUCAGUAAAGGCCAGCUAGGUGGGACUGCUGCCAUGGAUUUGCUCACCAAUAGUAUCAUCGUGAGACAAGCUGUGGGAUACUACACCAGUAAGUGCUUCACCACUAGGGAUUUGGCCAUCCAACAGCGCAUCAAGAUAUGCAUUUGAAAUUGUUGAAGGAUUCGAGACAUCCA
Molecule: messenger RNA, 576 nt
Organism: Aspergillus eucalypticola CBS 122712
Lineage: Eukaryota; Fungi; Ascomycota; Eurotiomycetes; Eurotiales; Aspergillaceae
Exons: 1
Coding region: 329-550 (73 amino acids)
Source: RefSeq, a predicted model, not a curated record